Orbilia oligospora ATCC 24927 is the source of this 213-nucleotide messenger RNA. RefSeq lists its product as uncharacterized. The transcript is spliced from 3 exons. Gene Ontology annotation, biological process: protein targeting; post-translational protein targeting to membrane, translocation. Gene Ontology annotation, cellular component: membrane; Ssh1 translocon complex. Gene Ontology annotation, molecular function: transmembrane protein transporter activity. The record is from RefSeq and is a predicted model, not a curated record. The coding region runs from base 1 to 213 and encodes 70 amino acids. Lineage: Eukaryota; Fungi; Ascomycota; Orbiliomycetes; Orbiliales; Orbiliaceae.
AUGUCCGACCAAGUUUCCCAGAUUGCCGAUAUCCCAAAGGACUUCCUAAGGGAGGGCACCCAGUUCGUCAACAGAUGCACCAAGCCGGACAGGAAAGAAUUUCUCAAGAUCUCCCAGGCUGUCGCGAUAGGUUUUAUCUGUAUGGGUGCCAUUGGCUUCGUUGUCAAGCUGAUUCACAUUCCUAUCAACAAUAUUCUGGUCGGCGCGGCGUAA